AUGUUUGCCAGUUGCGCUGAACCACAUCAGGAGCAUGACGGGGAAGUUGCCAAUGAGGCCCAGCACAGCUCGGGCAGCGGAUACGGAAAAGCAGAGGGCCAAAAGGAAGGGGAAGCUGCAGUCGGCCUUGGAACAUCCGGAACUGGUCUCCUGGCAGACAGCGAGGAAGAUGACUCAUAUGACACUGGUAGCAUUAUCCAUUGGCAUUGGGACGAGGACGAUUGCAAAACACCUUCAAAAGGAGAGCUGUCCAACCAGGAGCGAAACGCCAUAGUUGUGGGACCGACCACAGGCGGGAAGUCCGAACUGUUGAGAGCUUUGCAUAGGCUUUACAACAACAACCAAGUGCCAGAUUCAUUGCAAGUUGGACGAGGGAAUCUGUCCACUACGGCGACUGUCACCAAGUACCCGUUGCAGGUAAGUAGCAUCAGCUGCAAGACGGUUCGCAAGAGGGAUUGUGGAAUGAGGCCAGGCCAGAAAGCUAUGUCGGAAUUGAUGAGAAUUUUCAAAGGCGGCAACAGGGAUUCGCGGGACUAUUACUUGGAUACCUACAUGGCAAAGCCAGUGUGCGGGAAGCAUACGUUUCGGGUCAACUUCCUGGACUGCCCAGGGGACAAGGACAGCAGAGGCGCUGGUAUUGACGAGCAGCAUUUCGAAGAGAUAGCUGGCGAACUUGCCCAGCUUGGACAGAUUUCUUCGAUCAUAUUCGUCAUUGGAAAGGGCAUGGCAUAUGAUUCAUCAUUCAAGACAUCUUUCCUGUACUUGUGGGAUUGGCUGAAGGACCAUCGCCGCAAUUUCAUUAUGAUCCAUACAAAAUGGUCCAUGCUAUUGCUGGAUGUAGACGAGCAGACAGCCCGCGUGCAUGAGUUCGAAGACAUGUUUGGGGAGGAAGCCAAGCAGGUGAAGCACAUCUUCAUUGACUCGAAAUGGGAGGACGAGGUCGAAGGGAACCGCGACAGCAUGGCCCACCACCAGCAGAGAAAGGCACUGGCCAUCCAGAGUGUUGAUGCCUUGGUGGCUAACAUUUUGAUGAUGCCCCGGCUGGAUUGCAGCAACUUGCAGUUCAAUAAGACUCCUGCAAUGCUUGAGAUUGAUAGGCAGUUGAAGGCCAGUGGCGAUGCUGCUCUGAAGGCCCGCGAACACACGCUUCAACAAGCCAAGAGCGAGCUCGCGGAUGUCAUUUGCCAUUUAACCGAUGUGGUCAAGAAGAUUGGAAAGCACCAGCAAGAGGUACUGCCGUUGCGAACACGCCUUGCCCAUAUUGACAACUCGGAUCUAUGUGAGAUCGAACGGAAGGAUGUUUACUUGUGGCACCUGUGGGGAUGGAAGACCGUUACUAUCCAAAGCGCAGUGCCGAUUCGCGAUGUCAAGACCUAUCAGACCAGUGGCACAGUUUCCUGGGACAAGUGGGAGAAGAGCAGGUAUCGCAUCGAUGUGAGAUGCGACUCCGGCUCGGUUCCCAGGUACCGGCUUGGAAGUAUCAUUGCCUAUGCUUACACCAGAGAUAUGCACACGGAGGAGAUCCAGCAACUGCAGGACAAGCUGCGACCCCAGGAGGAACUGCUGAAGCAGCAGGAGGAGAUCUUCCGCCGGGAGGAGAGCCGAGAAUCGAACAAGAAGGAGCAAGUGGAGAAGCUGGCACGGGAAAUUAUGGGCAACCAGAGCGUCAUCGCAUUUGCGGGCCAGGGCACCAUCAACUUGUCCGACCUUCCGCGCAUUAACCGCUGGUACAAGCAGAUUGUGGGGUCACAGGUCGAGCCGUCGCAUGUGGAUGAGCUUUCGCGCAUAAUCCCGGGCGAUCCUUCCUGA
Symbiodinium sp. CCMP2592 is the source of this 1809-nucleotide messenger RNA. Lineage: Eukaryota; Dinophyceae; Suessiales; Symbiodiniaceae. The record is from the annotation of a GenBank genome assembly.